AUCCUAACAUUAACUCUUUGCUUUAAACUUUAACAGAACACUACUUAAAGUGUAAGACCCUCUACUGCUUGCUUUCAAGCUAAUCUUAGCUUUGAGCUCCAUGAGUGUAAAGGAAGCAGAAGACUCGCUCGAAUGUCCCAUAUGUUGGGAGUCCUUCAACCUUGUGGAGAAUGUACCUCAUGUCCUCUGGUGUGGACACAGUCUCUGCAAGACUUGCUUACUCUCCCUCCAACCAGCUGAGAUCAAAUUCCCAAUUCUAUCUAUACAGCUACCAGUACUCCUCUCAUGUCCAUGGUGCCAGCUUUUGUGCUUCAAACUGAUUUGGAAAGGCGACCUCCGGUACCCAAGGAAGAACUUCUUUCUCCUCUGGAUGGUUGAAAGUGCAAUGGGAUACCGGACAACAAUGAGUUGCCGGCCGUCUUCAUCUUCUAAGGAUCACAAAUUUCUUCCGCCUUUAAGUACAGAUUUAGUUUCUCAAGAUGGCUGCUUAUCACCAUCUGUGGAAGACCUCCAUGAACAUCCUCAAGGUUUCCUUGAUACAGCAAGGCAAACAAUAAACUACCUUCAAGGACGAUGGGGAGUUCAUGCAUCGCUUCGCAGAUCACUUCCAUCGUUGGUACAACUAACAGUAAAGUUCCCAUUUGUAAUCAUACUCAUGGUGUUACUUAGUUAUGUGAUUAUGGGUAGCAUUGUAGUUCUGGUUUUUUAUUUACUAAUCACAUUUAUAUUUGCUGUGCCAUCAGUCUGGCUACUCUGCUUCUUCCAUCCUAUGUUAGAACGGUUGGCUAGAGAUGCAAUAGCUUGAGAUCCUUCUGCUCUGUAGUUAAUCUUAUUUGUGGUGAGUAAACUAAUGGGUUUCUGUAUCUAGUGGAGA
Telopea speciosissima is the source of this 874-nucleotide messenger RNA. RefSeq lists its product as uncharacterized. The transcript has a single exon. The record is from RefSeq and is a predicted model, not a curated record. Bases 101 to 805 code for a protein of 234 amino acids. Lineage: Eukaryota; Viridiplantae; Streptophyta; Magnoliopsida; Proteales; Proteaceae.